CGCAUUGGAGACCGUGAAAAGUCAAAUGAGAAAUUAAUUUUAGGACGGAGGGAGUAAAUAAAUUCACAUACUUCAAGGUUUUUUUCAUUAGCCAUUGACAUACAAUUGGUUUUUGGCAUUAGGAAAAAAAGAAAAGCAUCAUCCCAAAGUGCCAAACGCGUCUCUCUCUCUCCCCCCUUGGGAGAUAAACAAGAUAAAACUCUCCCAGAGAAUAAAUCAAAUAAAAUGUCCGUCAUCAGAGAAUUGCCAAUCUUCGACCCACGAGGAGCAUCAAUGGAAGUCGUAUGCACUGCAAUUCGAGGUCGCUAUCCGGUGUCUGUAUUCUUUUCUAUUUCUUCUUCUAUUGUUGAGUAGCAUCCAUAUUUGUGCAUUGGGGCACGGAAAGUUUGUCCUUUUCGGGUCCAUUCUAAUUCAUGUAUGAAGAAUUUCGAGAUCUGAAUAUAUAGCUUUGGCUGAUUCAGUAUUUUUGAAGAAGAAGACCAUUUAUUUGUUCGAAAGCCGAUAUUUGGCUGUCAUUCGUUGGGAUUUUCACUUAUUUUUGUGAUUAAGCAGAGUUUUUUUGCCAUCUCUGUUCAAUUCAUUGUCUGUUAUCGUCUGCGUUAGUUAUCCAUAAAUUGGGUUUGUGGAGGUGUUGCUCUAGGGGUUUUGUUAGAGAAAUGAUUACAGAGAUGGGUAUGGCGAACUUGUCGUGGAGUGAUGAAGACAAGUGUAUGUUGGCGGCAGUGCUGGGAACGAAGGCUUCUGAUUACUUGAUUUCGAGCUCUGUUUCGGCUCAGUGCUCGUUAAUGGCGGUGGGAAAUGAUGAGAAUUUGCAGGUGAAGCUUUCAGAUCUUGUGGAGAAUCCGGACGCUAGUAAUUUUAGUUGGAAUUAUGCAAUAUUUUGGCAGCUUUCUCGUUCUAACUCGGGGGAACUUGUGCUGGGGUGGGGGGAUGGUUGUUGUAGGGAGCCCGACGAGGUGGAGGUGUGUCAAGGUGCCGCCCGGUUUCUGAAUCUGUGCCCGGAGGACGAGGCCGGGCAGAGGAUGAAGAAGAGUGUCAUCCAGAAGCUGCACAUGAUGUUUGGGGAGGCAGACGAAGAGAACUUUGCUUUUGGAUUGGAUAGGGUGACCGAUACCGAGAUGUUCUUUCUUGCCUCAAUGUACUUCUCUUUUCCCAAGGGAGAAGGCGGUCCGGGGACAUGUUUUGGAUCUGGCAAGCAUCUUUGGUUACAUGACGCUUUGAAGUCUCCUACAGAAUACUGUGUUAGAUCGUUCCUAGCAAAGUCUGCUGGAAUGCAAACCAUUGUCUUGAUACCGACUGAUGUAGGGGUCGUGGAAUUAGGGUCGGUGAGAUCCAUACCAGAGAGCUCAGACAUGCUGCAGUCGAUCAAAGCUUAUUUUUCUCCAUUCUCUCCCCUCUUUGGGGGCAAGAAAGACGGAGAUGGUUCCAGCUACUCCAGUUCAGUUGUUAACGAGAGGCCAAACGGAUUUCCCAAAAAUAUUGGUCCUGAUUUGAGUUCUCAUUCCCAUUCUAAGGAGAGCCACUCUCUUUGGAAAGAAGAAAACAGACCAUUGGAUGGGUACAUAGUUGGAAAUGGAGCCCCUAUUUUCGAUACAAGAAGAAACGGCCAUCACAGUGCGUCUUGGCCACAGUUCAGUAACUUGAAGCCAGCAGAGGAGAUGUGUAGUGCUCAGACCCCUCCGGCUAACAAUUUACAAGAGAUGAUGGUUGUGAAUGGGGGAAGAGACGAGUUUAGGUUGAACAGCAUGCAUCAGCAGAAGCAAAUUGACUUUGGGGGAGCAAUCUCGUCGAGGCCUAAUGUCGAAUCCGAGAAUUCAGAUAUCGAAGUUUCGUGCAAGGAAGAACAGGCGGCGGGCCCACCGGACGAGAAGAGGCCACGGAAGCGAGGGAGGAAACCUGCCAAUGGAAGGGAAGAGCCUCUCAACCAUGUCGAAGCGGAGAGGCAGAGGCGGGAAAAGCUGAACCAGCGGUUCUACGCGCUGAGAGCAGUGGUCCCAAACAUUUCCAAGAUGGACAAAGCUUCCCUCCUAGGAGAUGCCAUUGCUUACAUCACCGAGCUCCAGAAGAAACUCAAAGACUUGGAAUUGGAGAGGGAGGGGCUGGGAGGAGGAGGAGGAGGAGGAGGCAGCUCAAGGGAGACCACUCCCAGUUUGGGGGAGGUUCAAAACCGAGCUCCCAUCGUCAAUAUUGAAGCUGCUGGGAAAGAUGAAGUCAUUGUAAAGGUGAGAUGCCCUCUGGAAACGCAUCCGCUUUCAAGAAUCAUUCAAUCAUUGAAAGAGGCAAGCAUCAGAGUCGCGGAAUCCAGAGUCACUGCCGGGGCUGAUACAGUGUUGCACACGUUGGUAGUCAAGUCCAGUGGGCCCGAGCCGCUGACAAGGGACAAGUUGAUUGCUGCAUUUUCUAGCGAGUCAAGCUCUCUACAGCCGUGGCCUCCAUCAUCCGCAGGGGGGUCAUAACAAAUUUUAAUUCAGUUCACAUAGUUUUCUUGCUUCUUUUUACAGUUAUAUUUUUAAAUUUUUGUGUAAGAAUUGUAGGAAAGAGAACGUUUUAUGCUUAUUCCCAGAUUUUGAUUGUACACCAGUGCAAGCAAGCCAGAAAUAGAUAAUGUUCACAAGAGUCUAUUAAAAUCUCUACUCUUUGACUGUAGGAAUACAAUAUGUUCCCUCCAUCCUAAAAUUAAUGUUUUGCCUGUCUUCUGAAUAACGCUUGUCUUGCAUCUUUUUUUUUUUUUCUGUUUUAAAUCAUAAACAACCACAUAAUUUCAUUUCCACAGAUGCCAAAAUAUAGAAUAGUACAUUAUGGGUCAAGGAGCUUUCCAGGCGACAGAAGCAACAAAAGUGACAACUGCAGCAACUACAAGGUCACCACCACUUUCACUUUCAUAUCAUUACGUGACUAGUGUUUUAAGUGGGUGAUGUUAAUGAAUAAUGAUCAUUUAU
Molecule: messenger RNA, 2939 nt
Organism: Cuscuta campestris
Lineage: Eukaryota; Viridiplantae; Streptophyta; Magnoliopsida; Solanales; Convolvulaceae
Source: the annotation of a GenBank genome assembly